Xyrichtys novacula (pearly razorfish) is the source of this 9700-nucleotide messenger RNA. NCBI's taxonomy places the organism in Eukaryota, Metazoa, Chordata, Actinopteri, Labriformes, Labridae. The record is from the annotation of a GenBank genome assembly.
UCAAUCAGUCAAUUAAACUUUAUUUUUAAAGCACUUUUCAUACAUGGAAUGUAUUCUCCAUUCGUGCAGGAUAUUAAAAAAAACUGAAAUAAAAUAAAUAAAAAUUCAAAUACCAAACCCCAACCCCCAUUCAACACAUACAGCACUCACACACACACAGAUGCAUACACAAAAAAACAGGACUCAUCAACUUGCCACAGAUGACUGAGGAGACGCUAUCUUGAGUUGAAAGAUGAGGAAAACACUGGAUCUAGGACUAAAACAAUAAACCAUGAUCAAAUAUGAUAAAGAUGAUAAAGCAUUAAAAGUUAAUUAAAUAAAAGUCUUAAACAAUAAAAGAGAGUACAUUUAAAAAAGAGGUUACUCUAGGACUUAAAUAGCAUAAAAUCACAUAAUGCAGAUUAAAACAAAAUUCAGCUUAAAGCCAGACUAAAAAGGUAGGUCUUUAUUUUACUUUUAAAGAUAUGAACAUUAGGUGUUGCUCUCAGGUCUGCAGGUAGGCUGUUCCACAGAUGGGGACAGUAUUAUUGGAACGAUGGUUCACCAUGUUUUUACUUUGGGGACGAUAAAAAAGACCACUACCUAAUGACCUGAGGGCUCAAAUCAGACAAACAAGAAGGACCGAGACCAUUAAGAGCUUUAAAAACUAAUAAAAGAACCUUAAAAUCUACUCUGAAAGACACAGGUAACCAAUGCAGAGAUUUUAAAAGAAAGAAACUUGUAUGUCCAUUAGUAAGGUAUAGAAGUUGAUAAACACUACUCUACACAUAAUUGAUUCAUAAAAAGGUCAUGUCUUGACAUGCUUUUCAAGGCACUCGCAGUAUAUUAUUUCCAAAAACUUUUAUGUUACAAUAUUGAAUUAAAUAACAGAAAAUCUGGGACUUUUCAUUUGUAAUGUUAUGGUUAUUUGAUUUAAUACAACUGGGCAAACAAUGCAAGGUCAAAAAUUAAAAUGUUGCUGCAAUGCUAAGAAAAAAAAGCUUUUUGUAUCACGAGGAUUGAAUCAAUUAAACUUCUGUUGAACAAUUACGACAUUAAGGACUCCAAGUUAACUAUAACCAGAGGAAAAGUUCAUGUUGGGGGACUAAAAGAAGUUUUGAAAAACUUUGAAAAGUAAGUAUUAAAAGCUCUUGAGAGAUGAAAACCGCAAAUUAAGAAUUAUUUGCUCGAAAUAACUCAAAAUAAAUGAGAAAAUACUUUUUUAAAAGAUAAGGCACUCACAGUAUAGUAUUUCCAAAAACUUUUAUGUUACAAUAUUGAAUUAAAUAACAGAAAAUCUUUUCAUUUGUAAAUGUUACGGUUAUUUGAUUCAAUACAACUGGGCAAACAAUGUAAGGUCAAAAAUAAAAAUGUUACUGCAGUGCUAAUAAAAAAGGCUUUUUGUAUCACGAGGAUUGAAUCAAUUAAACACGAAUAAAGUAACUUCUGUUGAACAAUUACAACAUUUAGGACUCUAAGUUAACUAUAACCAGAGGAAAAGUUCAUGUUGGGGGACUAAAAGAAGUUUUAAAAAGUACGUUUAAAAGUGCUUGAUAGAUAAAAACCGCAAAUUAAAGAAAUAUUUACUUGAAAUCACUCAAAUUAAACGGGAAAAUGCUCUUUAAUGCUUAAAAAUCUGUGAAUCUAACAACUACAUUCCAUCUCUCUUCUCACUGAACAACAAACAGGAAACCUACGCACUAUAAAAAAUGAUUGACGUAACGUCUGCCCAAUCGCCUCUAUCAAACCCCGCCAUCAGCCAAUCGCCUUAGAGAAGAAGGGCGGGACGUCCUGUAAUGUGAUGCAAAUUCGACGGUCAAGCAUGUUAGUCCCACCUUUUUGUGUUUCCCGCACCGUCAAUCAAAAUAGAAAAAAAAAUCGACCCGAAUUCACCGAUCAACACUAGCCCGCCUUUGAUAAAAUAAUCAUGUUUGGAGUUUAGUUUAACAGAUAAUCCUCCCGGUUACUACCGCUCACACUAUGACCGGUGCGUAAGCGUUUAGCGCAUCGAGCGUGCGACUAAUCGGUGAGUUUGUUCGACCGACAGCGAAGCGAGCUGCGCCUUUUUUUAUCUUUUGCUCCGCUGCUAACUAGCUAGAGAUGGUGAGCUAACUGAGCUAGCCGAGCUUGGCCGCGGAGUUGACAAAGUAAACAGUGAAUCUGGGCCGAAAUUGCCGCACAAUCUCCGCCGCAAAGUUGAGUUUCGCAGUCAGCUCCUUUCGGACUGGAGAGUGGGGAUGCUUUGCGGGCUUUUCUGGCAGGGCAGAAGUUGAAGAUUACAGAGUUUUUGCUCAGUUUCCCCCCUCUCUCCCUCUCUCUCUCUCCCUCUGCUAGCGCCACAGCAGCAGCAGCCCUCUGGAACAAGGAGAAAUGGCGUCCGCGGACGUGGACAGCAGUCAAAGCGAGUUUCUGCAACCCGGCGGCGGCGCAGCGGAAACACAGGUAUCCGACAUUUUCUCGCUCGUCUUUCGAUUUGCUCGAUGUGUUUUUUUGAGAGCAUGAAGUUCACACGUUUUAAAAUUUUGAUGGCAUGGGGUGAAAGCCGUACACUUCCUGUGUUCCCCCUCAAUAACGGCCACCCACUUUACCCCUGUAAAACCCGCCCAUAGUGGGUAGGACACUGAAGUCAGUCACUUGGGUCGGCUCGCUGGAAGAUAGCCGGUGAUCACUGGGCUGGGAGGAUACCAGAGUGGGAUAACAUUGCAGGGAUAUUGUCUAUAUUCUCAACAGGAGCGUUCAAUUGUGUUGUAAAAGUCACCCAUCCCCCACACAGCCUGCCUCGACCAUUUCUGAGCCUGUUAUCUGAACUCUCUCUCUCUCUGUGUGUGUUGGUGGUUGCCUCUGGCUUGUAUCUUUUGCCUCACCCUAAAUCUUCCAUGAUGAUCCCCCCUCUAAUGACUUUCAUGUAGAUUCACAGACUGACUGAAUGAGAUGUAUUGAUUGUCUUUUCAAUGUAAUCUUUCAGACGACAGAUAUGUCAGCCAUUCAGCUGACGGGUUCAGACCGAUGGGAGGUGUUAACUCCUGUCUCAACCGGGAAGGAAGACCAGGGAGUAGUACACAUUCAAAACUCUGGGAUCGUCACGUCAAACGGGCAGUAUGUGCUUCCGAUCGGGGGUCUUCCAAACCAGCCCAUCUAUGUUACAGCAUCUGGGAGUGAGGCUGCGGCCAACGGCGUGUCGGGGAUUCAGUAUCAGGUAGAAAUCAACGUGAGCACUUUGUUGUCGCCACAACGGGGGUUUCGCUCUUCCUGAAAUCAGAUUUCUCUUCCAGGUUAUCCCCCAAAUCCAAAAUGCAGAUGUGACUCUAGCGGGAUUCUCCACACAGGGGUUGGAUGACGGCACAGGGCAGAUCCAGCUCCUACAAGAUGCCAGCCAAGGCAGCAUUGGAAUCAGCUGCGCCACAACAGCGACCACGGACCUCCUAACGCAAGCGGGGCAUGUUCAGUCGAUUCAAGGUGUCCCGCUGGGUGGGGGGUCAGCGUACACUGGCACGGUACCCGUAGGGCUGCCGGGCAACAUCACAUUUGUCCCUAUAAACAGUUUGGACCUGGAGUCUUUAGGACUGACCGGAGCGCAGACGGUUCCCAUUGCAACCGGCGUAACAGCUGAAGGUCAGCUGAUCAUGAGUGGGCAGACGUUGGAGAGUCAGGGUCAAGACGCUGGCGCCAAACAGCCGCUGGUGACUGUGAGCGACACCAGCGGAAACCCCGGACUCUAUGUGCCAACCACCACCACCACUUCCUCCUCCAACUCCUCCAAUCUUCCCGAGACCAUCGACGGCACAGGGGUUCUGACCCAAGCUACAGCUGUGUCUGCUGGCGUGUCCGACCCCUCGUCCUCGUCGAACUACAACUCCCACAACCACCUGCAGCAAAUACAGGUCAGCGUGUGUUCUUAACAGCAGGCGGAGUCAGUCCUCUGUCUUAAAUUUACAACCGUAGCCAGUCGUCAUGAUGAGAUACUGUUUGAAGACUUUGGUUUGAGCACUUUUUUUAAUCGUGUGUUUGCGUCAGCGGUGGACAGACUAAGAGUUUUCACCUCAUGUUUGAGCAGAUUGUAGAACGAUGUCUGCAGACACUGCAGGCAGUUAAGAGUGGCUGCUGUUGAGCUAUGUUGACGUUCCUCUCAUAGAAAACAUGUUCAGUAGGUUCAGUGUUGGUUUGGACAGAAACAUCAGUCAAGUCCUGAAAUCUGAAGCAAAGCCUUAAGUGUUUUUCUGUUUUAUGAGCUCAUUAAAAAUCCAUCUCAAACACGAGCAGCUGAAACAAACAUGUAUAUUAGAUUGUUUUGUUUGUGGAAGAAUAGAUGAUGUUGUGAAAAUUUGUGAUCUCAAGUUUCUACUUUGUUGUUUUAUCUGUUUGUCCACUGCACUGUUAAAACUGAACAUCCUUCUCAAAGCAUGACUUCAGUACCUUCAUGUUUAUGAUAUAAUCCUGAUUUCUUUAACUUCUUGUACUCUGCAGGUCUCGACCUCUAAUGCCACCACUAUCUCACAGCCCAUCCUGCAGCUGUCUGGGGACACUCAGGCUCAGGUAGCUCAGGGUCAGGACCUGAACGCAGCAGGAGGUCAGACUCUGCAAAGUGUGCAGCUGGUCAACCCUGGGACCUUCCUAAUCCAGGCCCAAACUGUCACUGCGACGGGACAGAUCCAGUGGCAGACCUUCCAGGUAACUUAUCGCAGGGUCUCCGCGGUAACGAUGAAGUGAGGUUUGGAGGCUGGUUAGAGGCAACAAAGAAACGCGUGUUUUAUGCUGUAAGACUCGCAUGUUUGGGAUCACAAGAGAUUAAAGCCGUUGAACGCAGCAUGAAAUCUGGAGGACUGGAAAUGUAUGCAGCACUUUGGUUUCUCUUUGAAAGAGUCAUGUGAUCCGUUUCUAACAGCAAAGUCACAUUCCUGCGCCCAUUUUUUGGUUUUGCAUCAGCUGUUUGGCGUGAGAGGAUUAUGAUUUGAUUGUAUUUUUUCUAAGAUUCGAUAUUUAUCUCAGAUCACAAACAUGCAUCCUCUCUUUCUGCAGGUUCAGGGUGUUCAGUCACUCCAGGGGCUCCAGCUGCCUCAGGGCCAGGGUCAAGCACAGCAGCUAACCUUAGCCCCCGUGCAGACCCUCCCUCUGGGCCAGACGGGACAAGUCAGUCUGCCCAACCUCCAGACGGUCACGGUGAACUCUGUAACACACGGCGGGGUGCAGUUCACGCAGGGGGAGGACACGAACAGUCCAGCGGGUACUUAACAAACACACCCUUGUGUUUUUAUUCUGUUCAAAUCACCCCGUGAGAUUUUCUAAGUCCUCUCUUCUUCUCCGGUCCAGGUAUCCAGAUUAAAGAGGAGCCAGACUCUGAGGACUGGCAGCUGAGCGGAGACUCAACGCUGAACCCCAGCGACCUCAACAACCUGCGCGUUCAGAUGGGAGACGAGGACAUGGACACGCCGAGCGGAGAGGGCAAGAGGCUCCGCAGAGUGGCCUGCACGUGCCCGAACUGCAAAGAGUCUGGAGGAAGGUGGGCAUGUGGACAACACUCACACUUCUGGAUCCUGAAAGAGCCGCUGUUUAGAUCAAUUUUGUCCAGAGAAAAUCAAAAAUAUCUUUUUGGAGUUAUAAGAAAAACAAAACUUCAAAUAUCUUCCUUCUAAUAGUUUAGGAAAUAAUUUUAUUUAAGGUUGAUAUCUCGAUCAAAUUUUAAUGUUUAUGCAAAUCUGUAGUUACAUGCUAAAACCAUUCAUGCAAAUAUUUAUGAAAAUGUUUCGGACAAUCCUGUGAGAAAGUAUGCUUGUGUUUUUCGCUCAUUUCUGCCCCUUGUUUUGGUUUCUCUCAGGGGUUCCGGCAUGGGGAAAAAGAAGCAGCACAUCUGCCACAUCGCCGGCUGCGGGAAGGUUUACGGGAAAACGUCUCAUUUGCGAGCUCACCUGCGCUGGCACAGCGGGGAGAGACCCUUCGUCUGCAACUGGAUGUUCUGCGGGAAGAGGUUCACCAGGAGCGACGAGCUGCAGAGACACAGGAGGACACACACAGGUACUGUUGUUUCUCAGAUCACCUUUUCACACAGGAACAGAUCCAGAUUUGUUUGUUUUUUAUUUUGCUUUGUACUGUGAAUAUAUAAAAUACUUAAACUAAAGGUGUUAUAGUUGAUGUACGAGUCAACUCUUCGUCAAAAAAAAGUCGUUACAAGUUGUAUUACUGUCUGUGAUAGUAAAUGAUGAUUUCCCGUUGUUUGAUGGUGCUCUUUAAAAAGAAACUAUGAAUAAUGUUCAUCCAGAUCCAGCUGCUUUUCUAUAAAAGCAGCAGAUAGGAAAGUAGGAAGGUAACAUUGCCUCUAAGCCUGUCAAGCAAAAAAUAAAUAAAUAAAUAAAACAGAAGCAAAGGUCGCUGUAGCAAACAUCAUCUCUGCCCCAUUACGGACUGCAGCAGGGGGGACGCAGCUCAAGGAAGAACAUUUAUGAUCAUUUCUUAAUCAUUUCCUUGAAGUUAUAAUCAUCAUAUUAAUCAUUUUGCACUGCCGACACGGUAGUUCUAGAGUCUCGGUCUGAUUGCAUUUCCAUGAAGAAAUGAUCAUAAAUGUUCUUCCUUGAGCUGCGACACCCAGCUAUAGUCUUUGAUGGACUGGCCUGAGGUCUCGCUACAAACAAGCGGCUGCUGGAAGAGAGUAGGUGAGUUGUGUUUAGUCUCUUUGUUAAAGAAAUCAGGCAAAGCUAAAAAGAUGUUUGGUGGCUAGUACUAUGGCUGGGACCCUAUAUGUACUGUUGAUGAAGUUAGGUGCUGUUCUGAGCGUUAUUUGUGGUUAUAGAGUGGUGUUUUGGUUGAGGUUUGUUUAUGGCUCCUCAGACCACUGUGUAUUGCUAGCGUGCGGUCAUUACUAAAGUUGGUAUAACUAGAGAAGCAAGCAGCCGGCAACAUCUCUUGAGGAGGUGUCUAACUCGGUGUUACGGUGUGUUUGACCCUAAAUUAAUUUUACGGGGGAAUAUCCCUUUAAUACUAGUCCUUUUGCUUUGCUACAGAGUGGAGUGGAGUCUAAAAAAUAGGAGAGUUACCUAUUAUACUUGUUUUUAACUUUGACUGUGUCAGUUCAGGACACCUUUGGAGUAGCUUUGUAUAACAUUCAACUUCAAAAGACCUCCUUUAUUUAGUGGAAAUGCUGAUUAAGCAUUUCCACUUAUUGUUAUUCCUGUCGGCCAUUUUUCUUUAUUAUUAUUAUUCUUCCGCUGUAUUUUUUCCGCUUUCUCCUCCUUCAUACUUUGUGCUAUUUCAACCGUUUAACUUUCAAACUGUUCCUCUCCUUCAGGACAACUGCGGAUGUAUUUUUCACUUUUCUACCCUUUAUACUUUUUGAUAUUUUUUACUUUUUGUGCAAAUUUUUUUCCUAUUGAAAUGAAUGAGGAAAUGCAAUUUUCUAGUUAUAUACUGAUGUAUGCCAGCUGUGCUCAGCUACUGCCUGAAACACUUUGAAACACUGAUGACAUUAAGUUAAGACAUUACUUGGAUGUUACUUUUGACACAGUUUUGUUGUCAUGAAAGCAUGUGCGAGCUGUUCUCACAGUUCGUGGUUGGAAGCAGUGACUGGAACAUCUUUUUUUUGUCUGUCUCACAGGAGAGAAGAAGUUUGUGUGCACAGAGUGCUCCAAGAGGUUCAUGAGGAGCGACCACCUGGCCAAGCACAUAAAGACUCACCAGAAUAAAAAAGGCGGGGUCACUGCCACAUCCCCGCCCACCGCUGACGCCGUCAUCACCGCGGAUGGCACCACGCUCAUCCUCCAGACCGCCAGUCACGACCUCGUAGCCAAUCAGGAGAUCCCUUUACAACUAAUCACAGUGGCGCCUGGCGAGGUUAUGGAAUAAACGUGCGAACGAGGUGAUUCGGUUUUUACGAGAACUGGCCUAUCACAGGGACCUUUUGGGCUUUUCUCUUUCCCUCCUACCUUUUUUUUUGUUUGUUUUUUACAUAUGAAUAUAUACGUAAAUAUAUAUGACAAAUAUAUAUAUUUUAAGUAAGAGUUAUCAUGACUUUAUGUUUGUUUUUUGCAGUCUUUUUAUAGGCAGGCAAAAAAAAAACAUUAAAAUGUGGUCGCUAUGUACACGCGUCAACACUCACAUUCUCACAGACACACACACACACACACGUGACAUAUUAACACUUGACAUGAAUACUCAACACAAUGAAAUGCCUUAUUUUGUAUCAUACUCUUGUAUAAAAUGCUGGAGGUGCAUGUGUUUUUUUAAGCUUUGCAGAUGAUGUAACUGUAACAGAUAUUAAUGUGUUUGUGAAGCGGAGCAGAGGAGGCGUUUGUUGUGAAAGAGGAAGAAAGGCAGUAGUGAACCUCUCUGAUCGAAUUGUUGAGUUCUGACAGUACUGAGCAGUCACAGUGCGUUUGAAGCAGCACUGCAUCCUCGCAUAACUGUUGCGCAACCGCCGCCACAAAUGGUUUUAAUCCGAUCGGAGUCAUUCAGAAUUUUCUUGCACGUUUGCCUAAGUUCGCUGAGAUGACUGAUGUCUCGUUUUUCCGCUGCAGAUGUCAAACUAACUGGCUUAGCGUGGCACAAACGGCGGACACUGAGCAAACUGCUACUCUGACUCUGUCCAGGUGCGACACAUUUGUCUUUUAACGCCUCGAAAGCGCAUCCUUCAGUCUUGUGUGUCUUUGUUUAAAAUGAAAAACAACUAAUAUUUCCUGCUAGUAAUCCAGAGCUGUCUCUGCGAACUUCGGACAAAGCCAGGCUAGAUGUAUCCUGUUUCAAUUCUUUGUGCAAAGCCAAGCUAGCUUUCUGAAAGUCGAUUCUGCACAGACGUGAGUUUUCUCAUCAAACUCUGCAAAAUGAAAUAUCAAGCUUUCUUUCAGCGAGUCAAAUGCAGUGCUGCUUCAUGCAGGGUGGGGUUGUUAAGCCGGUGCUCAGAGUAGAAUGGCAGUGCCACUGUUAACUGAACUGAACUGAAGUUGGUGUUUUCCGUCAGUGAGGAGAGGGAAAAUUGAUGCAAGCCGUUUUUUUUUUUUUUUAAAAGGGCGACUUCUUCCAGCAUCUGGUCAGUCUGAACAGAAUGUCUCUUCUGUCCUCACAAGCCCACUGUCCACUGUUUGUCCACGUCAAAUCGUUUAACUUUUUCUUUCACAUAUUUUAAAAUGACUUUUUUUUUUUUGUCUGUUCACCAACCUGAGUGUCAUCGAAAUUACAGCCUCAUGAUGGAGACCGUAGAUGUGAGAGAAUCGAGGUUAACCUCUGAAUUACCUGCAGUCUGAACUGACAACCACACACACACACACGCGGGUGCAGGAGGAGAACAUGCACCGAUGCUUCCAUGUGAAGAAAAACCAAGAAAUGGAUGCAAGCGAAAACCCCCCGAGGUUGUAUCUGUCAUUGAACAUUCCAGUUGGACACCAGAUGAUGUGGGAUUAGUUUUGCAAUAACUGCUCUGUUUGGUUAUUCUUGCCUGAUGUCACCCACGUAUAAAAGGAAAAACAAUCUUGCCAUCGUUUUUUUUUUUUGUUUUGUUUUAUUUUUUCUAAUAAAUGUAACCUUUCUUCAGUUCGUCCUCAUGUUUGUAGCAUCCAUUUACAUGUAUAUUAUCUUAUUUUCACAUUGUUUAUAGAAGCCAUUUACUUAGUUAACUGAAUUUGUUGUAUCGAGACCUUAUUUUAAGUGAUUUUUUUAAAGAAAUGGUGUAAAAAUUGAAUGUUACCUUUUGUAAAAGCUUUUUUCAAAUGGAUCAUAAUAAAAGUCUGAAACAUUCUAGGAA